This is a messenger RNA of Caenorhabditis briggsae, 1191 nucleotides long. RefSeq names its product Protein CBR-NUMR-1 (gene Cbr-numr-1). Lineage: Eukaryota; Metazoa; Nematoda; Chromadorea; Rhabditida; Rhabditidae. Bases 1 to 1191 code for a protein of 396 amino acids. The transcript has a single exon. The record is from RefSeq and is a predicted model, not a curated record.
AUGACGUCAAAAAAGGCCGAGAAAUAUCAAAAGAUCGGCGCCACUUGCCGAGAGGGAAGAGACGCAGACACAAAAAGCAAGGCGCCGCACGCUAAAAGUGACGAGACGCAGACAGCGCGAAACGCUCUAUUUUCGAAAAAGAGUUCAGCGCCAAAAGAAAAAGGGGCGGAGCCUAUAUUCUGGAGUAUAAAAAGUGGAUUUUUCAAUGGAAAAAAUAUCAAUUCAACAAUGAAUUCUACUACUACUGCUAAUUUCAAGCUUUACUUGGCUCCCGGAGCCCAGGAGAGAUUUUCCCUGGAAUAUUCGAAUUUCGAAAAUCUGAUGGAGGCGUUGGAGAUGCGUUUGGGUGAGCUUGGGCUCACUUUGGACAUUGUAUUCUGGAGAAAUCCACUUGGCAAUUUGAUUUCGUUGGCGGCGCCAAAUGCCAGGAAGAUUCUGAAGGAUUCUGGAAAAAUCUCACUUCACGUCGUCCCGGAUUCUGAUUCUGAGGAUUCUGAAGACUCUGAGGAUUCAGGAGAAGAGGAUUCUGGAGAUGAAGACGUCGUGGUUGUCGAGGAGGUGGCUCCAAACCGCCAACGUGGAAUUCGACGAUUCGGAGGCUUCGUAGGCUUCAGAAGACGUUGUGGAGGAUUCAGAAGACGUCACUCAGCUCCACCGUGCCAGAAACGUCGUCGCCUGAAUUCUGAAGCGUCUGAAGGCGUCGGAAGAUGUGAAAGAAGACGUCAUGGAGGAAUUGGAGGCUUCAGAAGACACCAUCAUGGAUUCCCAGGAUUCAGUAGACGUCAAGGAGUAUUUGGAGGAUUCGGAGGCUUCCCAGGAGGACCAGAAGACCCACGUGGACCAUUCCCAGGCGCCGAAGGAGCCAGACGACGUCACGGAUGUGGAGGAAGAAAGCGUAGAGCAGAUGGACCCCAUGGAAACCAAGGAUUUGGACAAGGACCCCAUGGCCACCAUAUGGGAUCCCAUGGAUUUGGUCACCAUGGAUUUGGAGGAUUCGGAGGAUUCGGAGGACGUCAUCAUGGAUUUGGAGGUCACCAUGGCCACCAUAUGGGAUCCCAUGGAUUUGGCCACCAUGGAUUCGGAGGAUUCGAAGGACGUCAUCAUGGUUUUGGAGGUCACCAUGGUCACCAUAUGGGAGGACCCCAUGGAUUCGGUCACCAUGGAUUUGGAGGAUUCGGAAGACCAUGCUAA